Suillus fuscotomentosus is the source of this 538-nucleotide messenger RNA. RefSeq lists its product as uncharacterized. The record is from RefSeq and is a predicted model, not a curated record. NCBI's taxonomy places the organism in Eukaryota, Fungi, Basidiomycota, Agaricomycetes, Boletales, Suillaceae. Bases 144 to 470 code for a protein of 108 amino acids. The transcript is spliced from 2 exons.
AAGGAACUUGGGAGAAGCUGUCCUAGGUCGCUGUCCUGGGUGCUGAAUAUGACUCCCCUGAACGCCAGUCCCAUCCAAAAUGCUUGAAAGAGACCCGAGUGAACCUUCUCGAAUUGAUCUACAGAUUGUUGGACAAGCGAGAGAUGAGCCAGAUCAUUUGGCUACAUGGCACAGCAGGCGUCGGGAAGUCUGCCGUGGCAUUCACUGUGGCCGAGAGGAUGAAGAGUCUGAAGAUGACAGAGGAGUCGGAAACCGAAACAAGGCUCUCGGGAACAUUCUUUUUCACGCGCAAACACACGAAACGCACCACGACCGGACAUUUCUUUGCGACCCUUGCUUACCAGCUUAAUCCUGCGGUUCUAGACUCCAGCAAGUCUCUUCGCGACCAGAUGAUGGCGUUAUUUCGCCGCCCUCUCUGGCACCUGCAAUCCAGGUCUGCGCGAGUGUCCGCCUCCGGUGUUUGUUGUUGAUGCCCUCGAUGAAUGCCAACCUGAAACCAUCGCUGAUCUGAUCUCCCUCCUCGGAGAAGUUCUUUGUG